Mytilus trossulus (common blue mussel) is the source of this 806-nucleotide messenger RNA. RefSeq names its product INO80 complex subunit C-like. The record is from RefSeq and is a predicted model, not a curated record. The coding region runs from base 82 to 615 and encodes 177 amino acids. Gene Ontology annotation, cellular component: Ino80 complex. The transcript has 5 exons. Lineage: Eukaryota; Metazoa; Mollusca; Bivalvia; Mytilida; Mytilidae. Gene Ontology annotation, biological process: chromatin remodeling.
AUAACAGUUGUCUCCCUUACAAUGGUUUUGUAUCUAUUUGGAAAAAUGAGUUAGGAUAAAAAAGAAAAACAAACAAGAAAGAUGAGUAGUAGCAGAGGGAGAAAGUUGAAGCCCAAAAGCAUAAGUCCUACUAUGGUUACUCCCUCCAAGAAGAGACGCCCUAGCACGCCAGUUGUAGCAGCAGCUCCAGUGACAGUCAAGAUUGAACCAGUGGAGGAGAUGACUCCUACAGCCAGCCGUGAGGACAGCCCUGCACCUUCAGAAUGUAUGGAUAAAAUUCCUGUGUUUAAAAAUAAAAACUUUGUGCAUUCUUGUGUAGGUAAUAGUGGAACAAAGAAAACAAGAGUUUGGAAAAAUCUGAAGCAAAUCAUUGCAACAGAGAAAACACAACCAUGGAGACCAGAUGAUGUCACAUAUAACUCCAUAGAUGCUCCGCCAUCUUUCAAACCAGCUAAGAAAUACUCAGAUCUCUCAGGACUAGCUGCAAGCUACACAGAUCCACAAACCAAACUUAGAUAUGCUACUGCUGAAGAAUAUUCUAGAAUAAGCAUGAUGCCCAGUGAUCUAGUUAGUGGUUGCCUUGCUUUAAGGAAAGCUAAUGCCCCUGUGCCUUGAAUAAUAAACUUUGUAUGGUACAAAUGUGGAAAAAGAAAUGGGAUAUUGUGUUGAACAGCUGUAGUACGUUAUUGUGAAAACCAACUAUACAAUGUAUAAAAAGAAAUAAAAUGUGUACUGCUGUAAACACUCUGUGCAAAAACUUAAUAUGAAUGUAUCUUCAUAGUUCAGUAAAUGGCAGACCAAACAAA